Penicillium odoratum is the source of this 4113-nucleotide messenger RNA. Its product is annotated as glycoside hydrolase family 55 protein. The transcript has 6 exons. NCBI's taxonomy places the organism in Eukaryota, Fungi, Ascomycota, Eurotiomycetes, Eurotiales, Aspergillaceae. Bases 1 to 4113 code for a protein of 1370 amino acids. The record is from RefSeq and is a predicted model, not a curated record.
AUGAAGGAUAAUGUCAACAACUUCUUUGGCAGUGCUCCUGAUCACGGGUCAUUGAGUGGUCCCGUGUUGGGUCCGAUGAAUGCAUCAAUGAUCACUGAUAUGCACGGAUCUGUUCACUCACGAAGCUCCAGUGAUAGCUAUUGGCUUGCUAGCCUUGGUAGCAAUGGUCAGAUGCCACAUGCUCCUUCUGGAUACCAAUUCUUCCGUAACGUCAAGGAUUUUGGUGCUAUCGGUGAUGGAAGUACGGAUGAUACAGCAGCAAUUAAUCGCGCUGUAACUGCUCUUAGCUCCUCAGACCAUUCUACGGCUCGCUGUGGCGAGGACUGUGGCUCAACUUCGACUUUGGGUGCUGUGGUAUAUUUCCCUGAGGGUACCUAUCUCAUCACCACCCCGAUUAUUCAAUAUUACUACACCCAGUUUGUUGGUGAUCCUUCGAACAAGCCUACCAUCAAAGGCGCCGAAAAUUUCACCGGCAUUGCUUUGGUCGACUCUGACUUUUAUAUACCCGGAGCCAAUGGAGACGAAUGGUACAUCAAUCAGAGCAAUUUCUAUAGACAGAUUCGGAAUUUUGUCUUCGAUAUGACUGCCAUGAACUGGACCAAUACUGAUAAUAAUCAAACAUACGUUCCUGCUGGAGUUCAUUGGCAAGUCGGACAGGCCACUUCCAUCACCAACUGCGAUUUCGAGAUGUCUGUUUCCAGUGCAGACCAGUCAGCAACAGCUGUGGGAAUAUACAUGGAGAAUGGUAGUGGUGGAAUGGUAUCCGAUUUGACAUUUACAGGCGGGAACAUUGGUUUUCUAGCAGGAACUCAGCAAUUCACGGCCAUCAAUUUGAAAUUUACUUCAUGUUUGACAGCCAUCAAGUCCAUCUGGAAUUGGGGCUUCACAUGGAAAAACAUCCAUGUUGUAUCGUGCUACAUUGCUAUCGAUGCCACCGAGUACUCCGGUGUUGGAGACCAAGGAACUGGCUCUAUUGCUGUGAUAGACUCUCAUUUUGAUGGCGUUCCAUACGCAAUCACCAUUGCACAAACAAAAGAUGAGCAGCCCAGCGUCGUGCUUGAUAAUUUGCUAGUGGAGAACUCUGCUUCUGUGGUCCUAAUCUCUGGUGGUGACACACUACUAGCCGGCAGUACCGAUGCCCUCUACUUUGACUCCUGGGUCAGUGGCUAUCAGUUCCUUCCUGAUGGUUCAGGAGAAAAGAGGACUGGAUUCGUGGAUCCAGCUCCGAACAAGCCCUCACAACUCCUGGACAGCUCGGGUGCCUAUUACCGGCGAGCGAAGCCACAAUACGAGUCCGAUACUCCUGUUGUGGCGACUGACAAUGGCAUCUCAAAUGAUGGAACUGGCGAUCAAUCCUCUGCAAUCAAUAGUCUUCUGUCAGAUAACAUCGGGUCUGUCAUCUUUUUCCCCGCUGGUAUCUAUCAAGUGGAAAGCUCAAUCAAGAUUCCCGUUGGAAGCAAGAUCGUUGGCUCCGCAUGGAGUCAGAUCAUGGGUACCGGGUCCAAAUUUGAGGAUGAGAGCAAUCCUACGGUUGUGGUGCAAGUUGGAGAGAAGGGCGACCAAGGGGUUGUCGAGAUCUCUGACAUGCUUUUCACGGUGAAAGGAGCCACAGCAGGUGCGAUUCUCAUGGAAUGGAAUAUACACGAAGGUGAACAAGGAAGCGCGGCUAUGUGGGACAGUCAUUUCCGCGUGGGAGGUACCACCGGCUCCGAUCUUGGAUUGUCUGAAUGCCCGGCAGGAGGGGAUGCAAGCGACAAAGACUGCAUGGCAGCAUUCCUCAUGUUACACCUCACCAGCGAAGCAUCUGGGUACUUUGAAAACGUUUGGGCUUGGGUAGCUGAUCACGAUAUCGACAGCGAUCUCAAUGCCGGCGCAACGGAGAGUACUUCAGGUAUUCCUCAGAACGUUCAGACAGAUAUUUCAAUUUACUGCGGUCGUGGCAUUCUCAUCGAGUCUCAAGGACCUACCUGGUUCUAUGGUACAGCGAGCGAGCAUGCCCAGAUGUACCAGUACCAGUUGCAGAACGCGGCAAAUGUGUACAUGGGUCACAUGCAGACAGAGACUCCUUAUUACCAGCCCAAGCCCAAUGCUUUGAGCCCAUAUAAGCCUGGGGGUCUCUCAUCUGAUCCGACUUAUGAUGAUUGUUCGGACGAUCUUUGCAGGGGGGCGUGGGCGCUUCGCGUGCUCAAUUCUAGUGAUGUGUUUAUCUACUCUGCUGGAUUCUAUUCUUUCUUCCAGAAUUACGACGAGGGAUGCAUUGACGAAGAGGAGUGCCAACAGUCCUUGAUUCAAACAGAUUUCGCAAACAACUUGUGGAUGUACAAUAUUUUCACCAAAGGAAAUGUGGAAAUCGUGUCCCCUGAAGGAAACCUGCCUUCAUUGCGCUUCAAUUCAACCACACGAAAUGGUUUUACCAGUGAAAUUGCUGCAUGGCUGGCACUCUCGAGUGAUGGCGAAGAUAUUGGAUCAAGUGGCAAUGACUCCGGCAUUGUUUACAUUGAUCCAUCGCUUUGGGAUGAGCCGAAUAACGAUACAAACGUUUCGUGCAACGAACCCUGCACGUACGUCCUGCCUCCACAGACGCUCCCAACGCCAGGCACUUGGGUCUACCCUUCUGUCAUCACACAAAUUGGAGUUGGUAUCGAGGUUCCCACGAACAUAGUGUACUUCGGAAGCACCAUCAACACCACCACGUACGUUACGACCACGACUUCUACUACCAUUUCCGUGCCUGAUUACCAUGGCUCCGUGAUAUCAUACUGGAACGUGGUCAUCCCGUCUGGCGUGGGCUCUUCCGUCUUCUCCCCAACCCCCAGCAUCAUUCAAACAGCCUUCAACAUCACCUGGCCUUCUUUCGAACAGAAUGGAACAACCUACCCCGGGACCGUCGUUCCAUUUUACCCACCACCUUGGAACUCGGUGAUCCCUACACAGACUCCUUCCCCUGGGCAAAGCGUGACUCCAACAAGCUCUUCUUCAGAAACAAAUACUGGGGCAACGAAGACAACUUCUAGUGGUUCUUCCAAGACUACAGGGGGUGGGGACGAUGAUGAUAACCAUGGUGGACAUCGCUCAAUUACGCAUCACCAUGGACCAUCAAAACCGACGUGUACAAAUCGCGCGCUGUGCGGAAUCUCAUGCACCGAGGGGAUUGGAGGUCUCCUAAACAAUAUUUUCCAUGUUUGCGAACCAUGUUUCACGGGCUGCGGUGGUUCUGAUUCACCAAACCAGGACCCCAAUGAUCCUAAUGGCCCUGAUCCCGAUACGGAUCCAAAUUAUCCUUCAUCAACUCAGACUGAGUGCUCGACAAGCACAUACAGCUCGUGCAGCACCGUCUGUAUCACAGCGAGCUCGACCAGCUCAUGCUCUUCCACAUGCAAAGAUGUUGUGGGCUGUGAUACGACCGGCGCCUCUACCCUUGAUGGCUAUACGCUAGCACCGAUAAUAACGGGAACUGUGGAGAUCUGGACCGACGUCGCAGACGACGCAGCGACGGAUGAAGCCGCGGACUGGACAGCUGCUGAAUCUAUUUACAAUAUGGAGACUCCCACGGUUAGCUCCACUAUCAGCACCAUCACCGAGGUUAUUCUGGGGACUGGUACCGCUACCGAAACAGUCACCGAUGUUGUUGGCUGGGUGUCAGUUGCUGCCGCGUCGCGAUACGGAUACCGCGGACUUAUUCAGACGGACUAUAAUCUCAACUUUGCCCAGCCUUCCACCACACAGAAUGUCUGUGAAGCAGGUUACUGGUACAAUUAUGGUGUUGGCAGCCCUAAGCCAAAGGCGUGGACAGAUACUCCAGAAAGCGUCAGCUUCUAUUCGGUCCUCACGGUUUACGACGACAAGUAUUCGAAUUGCUUUUAUACGAACGCAGCAGCUCCGAGUGCCGGAGAUGGCGGCACGUUGUCUUGCGAUGGACUAUCAUUGAGCUGCUUUGUGGCGGCGACCCAGUCAGUGCUUGGGUGUAAUGCGGAUGCACUCAUUACAUGGGACACGAAGGUCAAGCCGCUCAUUGGAUGUCCUGUUACAUCGACAUCGACCACGCAAUAUCCCGCAGUCACCUCGCGCAGCACAGAGACUAUCGUGACCACGAUAGUGCAUACGUCUUACUGA